AUGACGGGCAAUGCCGGGGAGUGGUGCCUCAUGGAAAGCGACCCCGGAGUCUUCACCGAGCUCAUUAAAGGAUUCGGUUGCCGAGGAGCCCAAGUAGAAGAAAUAUGGAGUUUAGAGCCUGAGAAUUUUGAAAAAUUAAAGCCAGUUCAUGGGCUGAUUUUUCUUUUCAAGUGGCAGCCCGGAGAAGAACCAGCAGGCUCUGUGGUUCAGGACUCCCGACUUGACACGAUAUUUUUUGCCAAGCAGGUAAUUAAUAAUGCUUGUGCUACUCAAGCCAUAGUAAGUGUGUUAUUGAACUGUACCCAUCAGGAUGUCCAUUUAGGAGAGACAUUGUCAGAGUUUAAGGAAUUCUCACAAAGUUUUGAUGCAGCUAUGAAAGGUUUGGCCCUGAGUAAUUCGGAUGUGAUUCGCCAAGUACACAACAGUUUCGCCAGACAGCAAAUGUUUGAAUUUGAUGCAAAGACAUCAGCAGAAGAAGAUGCUUUUCACUUUGUCAGUUACGUUCCUGUGAAUGGAAGACUGUACGAAUUAGAUGGAUUAAGAGAAGGACCGAUCGAUUUAGGUGCAUGCAAUCAAGAUGACUGGAUCAGCGCAGUGAGGCCAGUCAUAGAAAAAAGGAUACAAAAGUACAGUGAAGGUGAAAUUCGAUUUAACUUAAUGGCCAUUGUGUCUGACAGGAAAAUGAUAUAUGAACAGAAGAUAGCAGAGUUACAAAGACAGCUUGCUGAGGAGGAACCCAUGGAUACAGAUCAGGGUAGUAACAUGUUAAGUGCUAUUCAGUCAGAAGUUGCCAAAAAUCAGAUGCUUAUUGAAGAAGAAGUACAGAAAUUAAAAAGAUAUAAGAUUGAAAACAUCAGAAGGAAGCAUAAUUAUCUGCCUUUCAUUAUGGAACUGUUAAAGACUUUAGCAGAACACCAGCAGUUAAUACCUCUCGUAGAAAAGGCAAAAGAAAAACAGAAUGCGAAGAAGGCACAGGAAACCAAAUGA
Sus scrofa (pig) is the source of this 987-nucleotide messenger RNA. RefSeq names its product ubiquitin C-terminal hydrolase L5 (gene UCHL5). Gene Ontology annotation, cellular component: cytoplasm; Ino80 complex. The record is from RefSeq and is marked provisional. Gene Ontology annotation, molecular function: cysteine-type deubiquitinase activity; proteasome binding. Gene Ontology annotation, biological process: protein deubiquitination; ubiquitin-dependent protein catabolic process. NCBI's taxonomy places the organism in Eukaryota, Metazoa, Chordata, Mammalia, Artiodactyla, Suidae.